AUGGAGGACGUAAACCAGUCUGUGGUAUCUGAAUUUAUCAUUCUUGGACUUUGUAAUUCAUUCGAACUCCAAGCUUUUCUCCUAGUGAUAUUUUCUUUACUUUAUUUGAUGACCAUUUUAGGCAAUAUCUUCAUCAUAUUUCUAAUUAUUGCUGACCUUCACCUCCGCUCCCCUAUGUACUUCCUGCUAGCCAAUCUGUCUUUCAUUGACUUCUGUCUUUCUUCAGUCACUACUCCUAAAAUGAUUACAGACUUUCUCAAAGAAAAAAAAAACAUCUCUUUUGGAAAUUGUAUGUGUCAGAUUUUCUUUGGACAUUUCUUUGGAGGAGGUGAGAUGGUGCUACUUGUGUCAAUGGCCUAUGACCGUUACGUGGCCAUCUGCAAACCGCUCCAUUACUCCAGUAUCAUGAACAGACAAAUGUGCAUUGGAUUAGUGAUGACAUCAUGGAUUACUGGCUUUGUGCAUUCGAUAAGUCAGCUAGUUAUGAUUAUAAAGCUGCCCUUCUGUGGACCCAGGGAGCUGGAUAGUUUUUUCUGUGAUAUUCCAUUGGUGAUCAAGUUAGCGUGCAUGGACACCUACACUCUAGAAAUGUUAAUAAAUGCUGAUAGUGGGGUACUGGCAACCAUUUGCUUUAUUCUGCUACUGAUAUCUUACUCUUAUAUUCUGUUUGCUGUCUGCCUUCACUCUAAAGAUGGUGCAUCCAAGGCUCUAUCAACCUGCACUGCCCACAUCACUGUGGUAGUACUAUUCUUUGGGCCCUGCAUCUUCAUCUAUCUAUGGCCAGUCAGCAUCACCUGGGUAGACAAGUUUCUUGCUGUAUUUUAUGCAGUCAUCACACCUCUCCUAAAUCCAGCCAUUUAUACUUUAAGAAACAAAGAAAUUAAAACUGCCAUUAAGAGAUUACAAUGUUAG
Erinaceus europaeus (western European hedgehog) is the source of this 912-nucleotide messenger RNA. RefSeq names its product olfactory receptor 4K3-like. Lineage: Eukaryota; Metazoa; Chordata; Mammalia; Eulipotyphla; Erinaceidae. Gene Ontology annotation, cellular component: membrane. Gene Ontology annotation, biological process: G protein-coupled receptor signaling pathway. Gene Ontology annotation, molecular function: olfactory receptor activity; G protein-coupled receptor activity. The record is from RefSeq and is a predicted model, not a curated record. The coding region runs from base 1 to 912 and encodes 303 amino acids. The transcript has a single exon.